Esox lucius (northern pike) is the source of this 2322-nucleotide messenger RNA. RefSeq names its product V-set immunoregulatory receptor (gene vsir). NCBI's taxonomy places the organism in Eukaryota, Metazoa, Chordata, Actinopteri, Esociformes, Esocidae. The record is from RefSeq and is a predicted model, not a curated record. Gene Ontology annotation, cellular component: plasma membrane. The transcript is spliced from 7 exons. Gene Ontology annotation, biological process: regulation of immune response; positive regulation of regulatory T cell differentiation; negative regulation of CD4-positive, alpha-beta T cell proliferation. Bases 212 to 1123 code for a protein of 303 amino acids.
GGGCGUAACAGUAUACGUUUUAGGCGAGCUUGCUGGUAGUCAUCAACUCAAAAAAAAAGUUUUUUUCACUGUGACAUACUAGCACAUAGUCACGCGUCUAAACUGUUCUACCGCUGAGGAGGUAAAAAAAACGUUUAUCCAACUGAAGAAUCAAAAGUACGGUUGAAGAAAGAACAUUAGCAAUAUAUACGAGAGAGGACUGAAAACAAUAAUGACUUGGGAAUUAUUCAGGAGUGAAACAUUACCGACCAAUUUGCUAUUCAGCUUUCUGAUCUGCUUUCAACUAGUGACCGUGGUUGAAGCCAAUGUGGCCCAUGCUCACACCCCCCUGACCGUCUCCGCCCCCCACCUGUCCUACAUCUGCCAUGAGGGCGCCAACGUCACCCUCCUCUGUUCCCAAAAAGGUGCCAAGCAGUACCCUUCGGACUCACUGCAUCAUAGCUGGCUCUUUACACCCCACUUAACAGAGCAUUGCCAUGAGAGGGUGCAUCCCCGAGGCCACCGACAUCCGGGCAACCAUUCCCACACGGCGAUUCCCUGGGGCGUGCGGUAUGGGGGGAACGACGAGUCUUUCUGGGUGCAGCUGCAGUCUGUCAGCCCAUCAGACCAAGGGCGCUAUUGCUGCCUCACCCUGGAUGUUCCAUCGAAGAAAACCCAUUCCAGCAUAUUGCAGAUUCACAGCCAUGUCUUUCUUACGGUCAUGCCGGUAGGUAAACAAGGCGAGGCGAAAUGCACAGUAUUGGACAUCAAGCCAACAGAAGGGUCGGUGGCAGCUGGUCUGGCCACAGCAGCCUGCAUCAUGGCCAUCCUCUCUCUGCCCCUAAUCCUGGUCUUGGUGUACAAGCAGAGGCAAUCAACGGAGUCCAGUCGACGUGCACAUGAGCUGGUCAGAAUGGACAGUGAGGCUGCUGGCCACGAGAACCCAGUGUUUCUGGGAGGCCCCACACAGGGCCAAGGUAAGACCAGGACUGUGUCUCAGAUCAUGACCAGGCAGUCCUCCGAGACGGGCCGACAUCUGCUUCUGUCUGACCCUGGCACCCCUCUCUCUCCCCCCGUGCACGGAGACGUCUUCUUCCCAGCACACGAGCCCAUCCCAGAGUCUCCUGAUUUCCUACAAGUUUAGAAAGAAGCCAUCCAUGGUGCCCCGUAACCCGGAAACCCCUUGUUCUUCAUCUGCACUUUGUCCACACAGCUAGGCCACCACUUCUGAAGCCUGUACCACAGCCUUUCGUGUGGGGGGGGGGGGGGGACAGGGACGGGGGGGACUCGCUCUCACUCUGCACAGGGCAUCAUGAAUGGGUUGGGCGGUGGGGGGCAGUUUCUUCACAAACACAUUCCAUCCACAAAUACAGCCAGAGAACAUUUGUUCUCAGCACCUGCGUUACAGUUGGGGCCCAUUAAGUACAUGCCGUUCCACGUGGACCACUAACGACAACUCAACGACCAUCAGGUGCCCCUGCUCUGAGGUGGAGCGCUUGGGCUGUCCCUGCACAUGGUGUUGUUUUUCAGUGAUCUUCCCUCUUCUCAGUGCUCUGGGUUGAAAGUGAUUCGAUAAUAGAGGAUUGGCUGACGUGAACUCAGGGCUUAUUCUCAACUAGCCUUAAACAUUUGCUCCUGAGACCCAGUUUCUGUAAUUUUAUAGCACAUGACCAAAGCCCCAGUUCUUUCUGGCAACCAGUAACAGUUGUUCAGUCCUGUUUUCCACUACCUUAGUUACCAUUAACUGUGUUUUUGUCAACCCCAACCCCCACAUCAUCCACACAUGCCAUGCACUUAAUGUAGAAACAAUUUAAAACAGUUUAAUUAGAAAUUGUUAAAGAAGCGACUGAGCAUGUGUUGCCAUGCUGGAUGGAUUUUUUCAGGGGUGUCCAUUUUGCAUAACAUGUCUGUCUUGUUUAUUGACUAGGCAACUUAUGUGUUCAUGUCAUAUGUAAAAUAUUAAUUGUUUAUUUUGUAUUUUUAUGUUGAGGUUGAUGUCUAUGUAAAUAGAUUAUUUUCUAUGUUUAUCUUUUUGGGUUAUUUCAAAAAAGUUGUUAAUUUCAAUGUGACACUUGACAAGACUCAGUAAGUCAGAUUUGUAAAACUGAAUUUGAGUGGAAUGGAAAUGCAAUUGACCCCAACCAUGAUGCAUUAUCAGUGAACUGAAAAAAGCUUGACUGAAGAAUGUUCAGAAAGACAAAGACUAAGAGUGACUGACUUUCAGCCAUGAUGUUGUGUCUGUGCUUGGAACCUUUAACCACAGCAACUGAAUGGUCACAGUACUAUGAAUCCAAAGGUAGUUCGAAUCUCUAAGCCAAGACAUUAAAAACCCUUUUAUGUGUA